UUUAGUAAUCCAGUCUGAACGCUGAACCGUCUGGCUGAAAACAGGACUUUAAAAAGAAGCAAGAAAACCGAACCACAAGGCAGAAAAUAAGCGCCUCUCGCUCACCGCAAACGCUCGCGAAAAUGAAAGCAAUAAGCCCCGUGCGGUCCUUCCGGAAAAACAACGCGAAUUUAUCAGAGCACUCCUUGGGAAUCUCUCGGAGCAAGACGCCCGUGGACGACCCGCUCAGCCUGCUGUACAACAUGAACGACUGCUACUCCAAGCUGAAGGAGCUGGUGCCCAGCAUCCCCCAGAACAAGAACGUCAGCAAGAUGGAAAUCCUGCAGCAUGUCAUCGACUACAUCCUGGACCUGCAGAUUGCGCUGGACUCCAGUGUCGCACUAACCAGCCUGCAUCACCCCGCGCGGCCGGGGCAGGCUCCGUCCAGGACCCCCCUGACCACCCUCAACACAGAUAUCAGCAUCUUGUCAUUACAGUCCCCGGAGUUGCCAUCAGAGCUGAUGACAGAUGACAGCCGGACUCUGCAUCGUUAAAGCGGUGUUUGGUCAAGACGCAAAAAAACACACCACCACCACACAGACACACGUACACACACACACGAGCGCGUGCGCAGGACCUGGGGAGCAGGACUUUCUCCCACCACCCACCACCCCUCCACCACUACCACCAUCCAACCUCUGUCCUCCAGGCCUGGAUCUCUCUUUUUGUCAAUUUUUUUUUCCCCCUCUGACGCUGAAAUCAAGAGACUUUUGCUUAUUAUGGGACAAUCUUAUGUGAUGUGUUUUUCUGUUUGGACACUUCAUUAUUAUUUAACUUAAGACUUUUUUUUAUUUUUAAUUUGUGGGUCCUUUCUGGAAAUGGAAGGCAGCGUUUAUAUUCCCGACAGUGGGAGGAAAAAAAAAAACGAGAUUAUUUGUCACAAGGAUUAUUUACCCACCCCUGUCCCUCACCCUCACCUUCAACCCCGUCCCCCCUCCCCUUCCCUUCUCUCCUUGUUGAGGUCUUCGCUUUUUUUGCGGAGGUGGGAACGUGAAUAGAAAAGACAACUUGGUUAGUUACUGUAAAAAGUUUAGUCUUGUCUUGUCAGAAUUGUUGGCACAUGAAGGACUGGACGUUGUUUCAAAAAAAGAAGAAAAAAGUUAAAAUGAAAGAAUGAAACCUUGUGAACUCCUUAUCGGGAGUUUAUCUUGUAUAGUUGCAGGAAUUUGAAACUUCUGCAAAAGUGUAAUGUUGUACUUAAUUAUGCUGAAACUUUUUAUAAAAGUAAUGUAAAUUGUACCUUUUUUAUACAAAAAUAAAUCAAAAACACAA
This is a messenger RNA of Lates calcarifer (barramundi perch), 1311 nucleotides long. It is a transcript of the gene id2a, whose product is annotated as inhibitor of DNA binding 2a. The record is from RefSeq and is a predicted model, not a curated record. The coding region runs from base 123 to 533 and encodes 136 amino acids. The transcript is spliced from 3 exons. Gene Ontology annotation, cellular component: nucleus; cytoplasm. Lineage: Eukaryota; Metazoa; Chordata; Actinopteri; Centropomidae. Gene Ontology annotation, molecular function: transcription regulator activity; protein dimerization activity. Gene Ontology annotation, biological process: cell differentiation; negative regulation of transcription by RNA polymerase II; circadian regulation of gene expression.